CUACAUUCACCUGUUCACUACCGCCAUAGGUCCAAACGUUGCCUUCUUCGCCGUGAACGUGGAAUUUCAGCAAGACGACGGUAUUGCGCAUGCUUGCCGAUGAAGGCGUUGAUCAUGCAUCAUGAAUCAGCAAUGUUUCGCCUGCUUAGGUUCAAUCGGAGAGGUCUGGGAGAGGUUGCGAUGUUUGACGAAGCUCGGUUUUGGCUCGUUAGAAACCCAAGCGACGCCGUGAUCAUUGACUACGCAAAUCUUGAGCUACACUCAAAUUGACUACCUAUUCCCGUGAGGCUUUAUGAGG
This is a messenger RNA of Laccaria bicolor S238N-H82, 298 nucleotides long. RefSeq lists its product as uncharacterized. The transcript has 2 exons. Bases 100 to 270 code for a protein of 56 amino acids. The record is from RefSeq and is a predicted model, not a curated record. NCBI's taxonomy places the organism in Eukaryota, Fungi, Basidiomycota, Agaricomycetes, Agaricales, Hydnangiaceae.